CUCUGUAAAGUUUGCACAUCACUGCCGUGUGUUUUUUCACCGUAAACUCGUUUAAUCUCAGCGGGCCGCAAGUUUCCUUCCUACGUGCAGACUGACAUGAAUUCUCUCCUGCCUGGACCUUCACUCUGCGACUGAGGAACUGGAUCAUGGCCCGAGCCGCAGCGGCAGCAGCGCGUCUAUCUGCGCUUCUCGUGGUCGUUUGUCAUGUGUGGUCAGGAAAAGCUCAGUAUGAGAAAUACAGCUUCAGAAGUUUCCCCGAGAACGACCUGAUGCCGCUCGAGUCUGCGUACGGACACGCGUUAGAGAUGUACUCGUCCCAGAGCUGGAAGGAGUGCGUCAGAUAUCUGGAGCUCAGUCUGCGGCUGCACCGGCUGCUGAAGGACAGCGAGGCUCACUGCAGCCGGACCUGCAGCACUGAAACACGGCCACGCGCCAGUAACAGCACCGACACCAGCCUCUGGAUCAUGGGGCACAUCAUCGCGAGAGCCGCGUGUCUCAAGAAGUGCAAAACAAACUUCCCCGUGUUCUCUAAAUCUUCCCCGAAGAGAGAGACGCUGGCUGCGUUCGAGCAGAGGAUUCCCUACCGCUACCUGCAGUAUGUUCAUUAUCAGAUGAAUGAGUUGGAGAAAGCUGUUUCAGCGGCACACACGUGUCUCCAGCGAAACCCCGGCGAUCCACUUUUAUCCCGGACUCUGAACUACUACAAAAGUCUGUUUGAUGUGGAGGAGUAUCUCAUAGACCACGAGGAGAAGCCCUAUGAGGCUUUAUUUGUGAAAGCUGUGAAGUUGUAUAACUCUGGAGACUUCAGCAGCAGCGCUCGAGACAUGGAGCUGGCGGCCGCCGAGUAUUUCCAAACACACAACCUGUGUCUGCAGUCAUGUGAAGGCUCCUAUGAAGUGCAGGAGGUCAAAGAUUUUUAUCCAACGCUAGCUGAUUUCUAUUUUGAGGCUUUGACGUGUAAAGUUAAAUGCGAGGAGAAUUUGAAGCCAAAUGUUGGUGGCUACUUUGUGGAGAAAUUCGUUGCCACCAUGUACCACUACCUGCAGUUUGCUUAUUAUAAAUUGAAUGAUGCGAGAAGCGCAGCGCCGUGUGCAGCGAGUUACAUGCUGUUUGAUGCAGAAGAUCAAGUGAUGCGGCAGAACGUGGCAUACUACACAUUCUACAGAGAACAGUGGGGACUGCAGGAACAACACUUCAAACCACGACCCGAAGCGCUGAUGUAUUACAAUCAAACCACUAAACAGAGAGAACUGCUGGAGUUCGCACAGAAUUAUCUACAGACAGAUCAUGAGGACGUUGUGACUCCAGAGGACACAUCAUCAUCAUCAUCAUCAGAUCCUCCUGAUGAAGAGUUUGAGGGUAUGGGGGAUUAUGAGGAGUCUUUUCUGGCUGAAUGGUGGCAGGAACCCAAAACUAAAGGAGAUACAGGAGAAGCGGCUGAAUGAAACAAACACCACGUCUUUAAGCCCUUCAGAAAGACUGGAACAAAACUCUACUGUACUCGUGUGCUUUUGUCUCUUUGUUGAGUUUGUCUUGUUCUGAUGUUAUAAUGUCAUUUCUUCACUGAUGAAUAUGUUCCAGCGUUAAUUUUAUGGACAGAAGAGUUGAUGUGUUCUGUGAGAGAGGAGUUGAUUUAUAAAUGUGUACAGACAGAUCGAUUGUGAACUCCUAUCUGACGUUUCCGUCAUGAAUCCAUCAUGGUCAUUGAGAGAAAGAUAUCUGCUGCAUCAAUCCCAUGAUGCACUGCAAACGACAACUCCGUUUUCAGACAUAACUGAAUAUUUUGCAACAGCUUUUUUAUAUUGUUUUAAUAGUUUUAGACACCAACUUUAUAUUAAUUGGUGUAUUUGUUUCAUUGUUUAUAAUUUGAUCGAGUCAUUCUUAAUGUUUCUCUGUAUUGUAGUCUUGUAUGUGGUCUUAUAUCUUUGUCCAGUUUGUGAUGUACAUUCUUAGUUAUGAAUUGUUGGGGUCCGUGUAGGCUAUAUUUUGAGAGUGAGAAAACGGCGCCAUUUUCGUUCAUUAAAAAAACGAGAAUUCGGCUUGGUUUUUCGUUUUCAACUUCACGGAUAAAAACGAAUAAACAACUUUUUCACACGUGGGCGGUAUGAAACACCCCCUUCCGCUGAUUGGCCAAUCAAAGAUCAGUACGCGACGUCUUCGGUUGUCCCUCGGUUCCGUAGAUGAACAGAAUAAAUAGGCCUCCGCUGCUGUACAGUGGGGAUUCUUAAAGUAUGUUUCAUUUCUCAUCAAACAACCGUCCACAAACCGUAUAGGGCAGAUUAUAGACUGGACAUUCUUCUGUGCAACCUCCCAGCUAACAAUUUUUGGUUCCCAGAACGUUUCCCUAACGUUAGUUUUUGCUUCCCAGCACGUUAUUUUCUUAGGUUCAUUUUUGGUUCUCCAGGAAAGUUCUUUACGUUAAUAGAACGUUAGUUUCGGGUUCCCAUAACGUUCUGGGAACCAAAAACUAACGUUACGGGAACGUUUUAUUUCCGUAAUGGCAAGCUGACUUUUGGCUGGAUUUUGCUGUCACGGACAGAUUUUCAAGGUCUGCGACAAAACCUUCAGAUCGCGACCAAAUCGGUGCUCGUUUCGGUCGCCGAAACUGGUUCAGUAUAAGCAGGUGUGCAACGUGAUCUGGACCUGUCUCGAGCUAUCCCAGACCCUACGAUAUUUUCAAACCUGUUUGAUAUUAUCGUUGUGUGCGCGAUUGAACGACCACGUGGAACUAAUCCAGCCAAUCACAGCGCAGAAGGUUUUCGUCAAAUUAUUGUGUGGAGGAAUUAAAAACCGCUGGCAUGUAUUCAUUAACAUUAUAAGGCGUGUUAAAUGGCUAGUGUAACAGACAUACUGCUGUUUUCAACUAUCCUAAAGCACCAAGUCUGUAUAAUGGAAUAUAGAAAACACUUCAAUGUUUCACGUUCCAUUCCAGUGGAUGGCGGAAACGCACCAACAACUCAUUUGCCAUACACCAUCAAACUAAAUGUUCACGAUGUGGUAUGUGUUUUCGCUGUUGGUCCUUGACCAAAGUCUUGUAGUUAGCACACUUUGUCUGCGUUGUGUAGUGUGCGUGCUGCUACAACAAGAUGACGGAUGACAGGAAACCUAGUUGUGUAGUGUAAACGCCAUAGAAAUUCAAGUUGUCUCACAGUCCCGUAGUGUCAGCUCGGCUUAAAGAUAACCAAAAACUUUAUGGGAACCAGAAACUAACGUUAUGGGAACGUUCUGUGUUUGCUGGGCUAGAGCAAUUCGUACAAAUAUUUAUAUCACAAAUAUUAAUGUAGUUCUGAUCCGCAUCUUUCUAGCUCUCCAGGGUUAAAUCUGCGUGGCAAAGCUGCGCGAGACAGCACGAAGCGGCUUCAUAUACUUAUUUCAUUUCAUUCAAAAUUCGCGGUGUUGGUGGUUGUCGGGUUAACACAUUUUUUACACAAGUUUGCUUCUGCCUACGCCUUUUUUUAAUAAAUGCAGAACA
Triplophysa rosa is the source of this 3472-nucleotide messenger RNA. RefSeq names its product prolyl 3-hydroxylase family member 4 (inactive) (gene p3h4). The transcript is spliced from 7 exons. Gene Ontology annotation, biological process: collagen fibril organization; peptidyl-lysine hydroxylation. Gene Ontology annotation, molecular function: protein binding; collagen binding. Gene Ontology annotation, cellular component: endoplasmic reticulum. Lineage: Eukaryota; Metazoa; Chordata; Actinopteri; Cypriniformes; Nemacheilidae. The record is from RefSeq and is a predicted model, not a curated record. Bases 147 to 1445 code for a protein of 432 amino acids.